Messenger RNA from Rosa rugosa (rugosa rose), 755 nucleotides. RefSeq lists its product as uncharacterized. NCBI's taxonomy places the organism in Eukaryota, Viridiplantae, Streptophyta, Magnoliopsida, Rosales, Rosaceae. The record is from RefSeq and is a predicted model, not a curated record. The transcript has 3 exons. Bases 213 to 341 code for a protein of 42 amino acids.
UCAUUACGAAACAUCAAAAAGUAUCCUGACAUUGCUAACAAAACUUGCCAACACAUUUUUCCUUGUACUUUUAGAUUCAGUAUAUAUAGCUUGCUAGCUUAGCUAGAGAGAAACAUUAAGUCUUAGUUCCUAAGUUGACAACUUCACUACACACACAAACUGAUCAACUAUACACAGAAGAAGUGAUCAAGAAGUAGAAUGCAGUAGUAGUAAUGGCAGAUUGGGGACCGGUGGUGAUAGCGGUGGUGUUGUUUGUGCUGUUAAGUCCAGGGCUACUAUUUCAGCUGCUGGGGAAGAGCAGAGUGGUGGAGUUUGGCAACAUGCAAACCAGCGGACUAUAGUUGUAUUAUAUGCUCUUCAGAACCUGUGCCUCUGUUUGUAGUAACAAAUAUGUCCAAUUUUGUUUCCACUGCCACUUAUUUACUUCUUUCUUUUUAUUUAGAUGACUAUGGUAGUAAUCUAAUUUUGUAGGUAAAAUACAUCUCCCUUGAUGAAGCUGCAAGGUUAUUACUUGGGGAUGCACACAAUGCAUCCGUAAUAAGAACAGCUAAAGUAAGGCGGAUUUAUGAUAUUGCAAAUGUUUCGUCCUCCAUGAAUCUUAUUGAAAAGACCCAUGCAGCAGAUACAAGGAAGCCUGCAUAUAAAUGGUUGGUGGUUGGUUACUUGAUACAUAAAUAACAAUAUUACCAGUCUUUGCUUGUGCUUACUACUAUUGUGAAUAUGCCUUUUAAGCUGGCCUUCUAAUUAGUUGUCAU